Molecule: messenger RNA, 4584 nt
Organism: Formica exsecta
Lineage: Eukaryota; Metazoa; Arthropoda; Insecta; Hymenoptera; Formicidae
Product: COP1-interactive protein 1
Exons: 22
Coding region: 1122-4583 (1153 amino acids)
Source: RefSeq, a predicted model, not a curated record
UUUAGCUUGAAAAUAACAAUUUUUAAUAUAGUUUAUGUUAAUAUAAUUAUUUAUUUAUUAUAAUCAUUCAUGCAGUGAUCGUGCAAUACUAUUUUCUUUCCUCUUAUCAUAAUACCAAAAAUUCUUUUGACUCUAUAUGAAAAUCUUAUUUAAGUUCGAAGAUUAAAAUAGGCAAAUAUUAAAAUAAUAACACGGCACAUAUCUAUUAUCGAAAGCUAUUUAUAAUAAAUUUAUUAAUAUCUACAGAUAUAUGCAAAUGCAUAGAAUUGAUCAGCUAAUUAAUUACUCCGGAAUGCUUGAGGUACAAAAUCUCGAAAGAAAGAUCUACUAUGUAUGUGUGUGUUAUAUUAAAAUGUGUGCAUCGUUAAAAUAUAUACAAUAAUAUAAUAGAUUUUUCUAGAUAGAUAGAUAAAACGAAAAAUCUUCCAAAUUGGACAAUUUUCCAAAUUCCAUCGUGGAAUAUAUCACUUUCUUACGUACGAUCAAAAAAUGAAAAUUUAAAUUCUGCUAAUCUUCAAGUUCACUCACGGCGUGUUGCUUUUGCUCGCGCAAUUAAGGUGAAAAAUUGAAUAGAGAGAAUUUCGUUUCGCAGAUACGCGUGCGUAUAUAAACGUAUACAUAUACGCGCGUGCAUAGUUUUGAAUGUAUUUCGCCGCUUCCUUAUAUUUAUAGCUAGAGAUAAAUAUACAUUUUGGCGUAGGUCCAAAAUAUACCCGCACACAGUUAGUUCGGCUACGGAUAAACCCCGUAAUAGCGGAGCUGUGUCAGUGCUAUUAGUGAUGUACGCGGCAUUGGAAUCUUACGUAGACGCGUAAAAAAAAGAAGAGAUGCGUAAGAUCCGCGUGUAGAAACGAAUUUUCUCUUUCUCAGGAGGAACGAGAUUGCGAGAGACUAUUUUAAACGAUGCGAGUGUUGCCCGAUUACGCAAAUACGAUGAGAUUAUCGUGUUCAUUCAGAAUGAAACAAACCCUGACAACGAACCCCCAUUUCUGACCGACCGAUUGGCAUAGCUUAGGAUAAAUUUCAUUCACGUCGGAUCCGCUAUAUUCGUGCAUUAAUAUCGGUAUCGAUCCAAUGGUAUAAAAAUGUACAACUGAAAAAAAACAACAUUUGUACACAGAAUGCACUCUAUGUAUUCGUCUAAGAAAGGCGAUCCUCUUUGCCCUUUGGGUUUUCAUCCGCAAGUACGGUGGCCAACGCGUUGCAAACGGUGUUUCAGAGACUAUAAAGAGCAUGGCGGAAGAAGAAACAGUCUCGGAGAUAUCACGUCUUCUUCGCCUAGUCUUUCUUUGGAUUCAUCGCGCGGUCCCGAGAGCAAAAGGACGUGGUCUUCCGCUACGAAUUUGGCGAAAGAUGAAACAAAGAACAAUUAUUCGCAAUCAGCAGCGACAACUGGAUGGACAUCCUUAAUGGAUCUUUCUGCCAUAGAUAAGGAUGCCCAAAAUGCUUCCAAAUUAGAAAAUGUUAGAAAACCAGCAAAGCUUCAAAUAAAGAAUGUUAUAAGCAACACCAAUGGAGGCACUUCGAAUGAUGUAGAAUUUAUAAUUCAGGUAAGGAAAUCACGGCCAGCACCGCCAAAACAGGUGGUUGAGGAUGGCUUGGAUAAUGACAUGGUAAAAGGAGAGGAGUCCGAGAAGAAUGAGAUAGAGAAAUUAAAGUCCCAAUUAAAUGAUAUGAGAGCGAGAUGCGAGAAGGCGGAAAAAGAAAAGAGCGAGAUAUUGAUGCGUCGAUUGUCGACUAUGGAGACGAUGUCGAACAAAACAUCGACGAGCGAAGUGGCGAAACUACAAAAGAAAAAUGAAGCACUUGUACAAGAGAAAAAUGCAUUAUUGACAAAGAUAAAAAAUUUGGAGAAAGAAACAAUUAGUAGACCGUACAGGGGUGAAAGGGACAAAACGCAUGACGAAUUACAUUCGAAACUUAAGGCGGCGGAAAAUCUUUGUGAAAGUUUAAUGGACGAAAACGAGGAUAUGAAAAAAGAAAUUAGACAAUUAGAAGAAGAGAUUUAUGAGUUGCAGGAUAAUUUUAGGGAUGAACAAGCAGACGAGUAUACCCGUUUGCGAAAAAGUUUGGAGCAGUCAAACAAAAAUUGCCGAAUAUUAUCGUUCAAACUGAGGAAAGUAGAACGCAAAACUGAAGAAUUAGAAAAUGAACGAUCCACACUAGAGAAAAAAUAUGAUGAGAUGAAGAAAACAGAAGAAAUUCUGCAAAAAGUAAGUAACGCAUUCCAGGAGAGAACGCAAAAGAAAGCAACAGACUCCACAACAAAAAUGCAACUCAAAAAGAUGGUUGAUGAAAUGGAGAAGGAAAUGGAAGACAUGCUGAAUCUCUUCUCCAACAUUAAAAACGGACACAAUGUGGAUAUACCGGAUGUGAAGCCGAAAGAUAAUAAUUUAAAGUACGAUAAACUUCUAAAGGAAUAUGAACUGCUUAAAGAAAAACUCGAGUCUGCUAUGAAAGAAUUGGCCAGUGAAAAGGAAAAGAAAAAAGUUCAAUCAAAUGUUAAAGUAGAAGAUACUAAAAAUUUGGAUUUACAAAAUGUGAAAAAAAAGUUAGACGAAACAACUACUUUACGAGAAGUUGAAAGAAAAGCAUGGGACAAAGAGAAACUGGCGCUUUUGGAAGAGAAAGAAAAGUUGAAAUCGAAACUCUUGUCGCUAUCAGCUGAGAAAUUAAAAAUUUAUAAUGAGGUUGUACAACUAAAAAAAGACUUCGAAACUGCUAAGUCAUCGGAGAAAAAUAGUACAAAGAUGGAAGAAAUAAUAAAUGAUUUAAAAGAAAAACUAUCACAAGAGCAAGAAAAGUGUAAACGAUUACAGAAUGAUUUGUCAUCGUAUAACGAAAAAGAAUCGAAAAUGUCGCAAUCUAUAACAUCUAUGGAACAGACAAAAACUAAACUCGAUGCUGAGGUGAAACGUUUGAAGAAAGAAUUAGAGAAUUCAAAAUCUACCACAUCAACAAAAAUCACAGAUCUAAGUGCAGAAAUUGCGAAGCUUAAACAAGAAAGUGAAAAAUUAACAUCACAACUUGACAAUGAGAAAGAAGCGAAAGAAACCGAAAUAACGGCACUCAAGAAAAAAAUAGCUUCCUUAGAAAAAGCCGGGCAAAAUACGAAGCGCAUGAAUGAGAUGAAACAGACUUACAAUGAGAAAAUUUUAAAUCUCGAGAAUGACAUUAAAAAACAACAACAAGAUCAAGAGACUCUAACUAACAAAUAUCAAGAGCUUAUGAACUCAAAGCUACAACUUGAAAGAGAAAAUGAAUCUUUGAAUAGCAAAUGUUCGGAGUAUAAAAAUGAUUUAAAAAGUAUUCAAACAGAACUUGAUGAGUUACGUAACUCGAUGAAAACGAGAGAAAACGAGUGGCGAUUAGAGAAAUCUGCUCUAGAGAGCCAAAUCCGUGAGAAUCAGUUACCGAAUAAAAUUAUUGUGGUAGAAUUAAAUGAUGAAAUUAAUACAUUAAAGAAAGAAAAUGCCACUUUAUUGGAACGAUUGGAAGAUGUAAGGAAAAUGAAUGACGACUUAUCUGCAAAAUUGAAAGAUUAUGAAGCAGUAUCAAAAAUUCAUCAAGUAUUGACACCCGAUACUACAGCAUUAGAAUCCGAAAUUCGAAAAUUAAAGAAUGCUUUGACAAAUAUGGAGAAAGCCAAGAAGGCGGACUUGGCGCAAUGUAAAAUGCGCUACGAGCAUAGGAUUACGGCGAUCAACGAUGAGAUACAGGCAAUCCAAAAUCAAUUAUCACGAUACAAACGCGAACGUGAUACUUACAAACACAUGUUGGAAGGUGCGCAGAAAACUAUAGGCGACCUAAAGUCCACGAGACAAGGCAGACUAUCCAAUGCAUCCUCUGGAAAGUCGGACGAGGAUGAAGAAUCAUCUAGAGCUAAUGUGUUAGUGCUAGAAAAACAAAUCAGUUGCAUGGAAGAUGAACUUUCUGAAACAAGAUUGGAAGCUUCCAGGUUAAAGGCUGAAUUGGUUUCGGAAAAAUCUGCUAGUCACGUUAAAGUCUCCGAAUUGCAAUCCCGAAUUAAUGAGUUGGAGGAGGAGCGAUUGCUUACAAGCGGACGUUCGAAAAUUCCAGGAUUGAAAGUGCGAAUGGAGUUAGCUUGGCAGAAAGAGAGAGAAGAACAUCAAAGAUUGCUACAGGAAACGGCAACGCUAGCGCGAGAUUUGCGGCAAACAUUGUUUGAAAUAGAGAGAGAACGUAGUAAAGAGCGACUUGAAAAUAAAAGGAGACAAGAUCAAUUAAAGAAAGUAUUCGACGAAGAAAAGGAAGAGAAUAAGAAAAAAUUAUUAGAGCUGCAAUGCGAUCUACUUGAGCUGAGGGACGCGCAUGCGAAAUUAAGAACGAGUAAUGAGAAGAUGAGACGCGAGAAAGAGCGGCACGAAAAGGAGAGACAGGAACUCAAAGAAGUGAUAUUAAACAAAUGUAAAUUGGAGCAAACUGAGCUGCGCAACAUCAAUACUCUUAUGCAACGAGUUCAGGAUUUACUACAAUUGUUUCCUGAAUUAAAUACUAAUAUAACAGAAAAUGGAACGCCCGAUACAUAUACACCAACUCCGCCGAGACGAUUAAAGGCAUAAA